This is a messenger RNA of Populus trichocarpa (black cottonwood), 2629 nucleotides long. Its product is annotated as protein transport protein SEC23. The record is from RefSeq and is a predicted model, not a curated record. Gene Ontology annotation, cellular component: COPII vesicle coat; endoplasmic reticulum exit site. Gene Ontology annotation, biological process: COPII-coated vesicle budding; COPII-coated vesicle cargo loading; endoplasmic reticulum to Golgi vesicle-mediated transport. Bases 121 to 2418 code for a protein of 765 amino acids. NCBI's taxonomy places the organism in Eukaryota, Viridiplantae, Streptophyta, Magnoliopsida, Malpighiales, Salicaceae. Gene Ontology annotation, molecular function: GTPase activator activity; zinc ion binding. The transcript is spliced from 12 exons.
AGAAGUGAAAACUACUGCGAAAGAAAGAAAGAAGGAAAAGGAAAGAAUAGGAACGCAGAGAGGAGGAGGCGAGGAGUGAUCCGUUGGAACCUGCGAAUCGAAUCGGAAAAAUAUUGGGCGAUGGGGGAGUUCGUCGAGCUUGAAGCUCAGGACGGCGUGAGAAUGCCGUGGAACGUACUGCCGGGCACCAAGCAAGAAUCGAGCAACUGUGUGGUCCCUGUCUCCGCCAUUUACACUCCGAUCAAGCCCUUCCCUAACAUGCCCGUUCUCCCCUACUCUCCCCUACGCUGCCGCGCCUGCCGCUCCAUCCUCAAUCCAUUCUGCACCGUUGAUUUCUCUGCCAAGAUCUGGAUCUGCCCCUUCUGUUUUCAACGUAACCAGUUCCCUCCUCACUAUGCCUCCAUCUCCGACGAUAACCUCCCCGCCGAGCUCUUCUCUCAGUACACUACUAUCGAGUUCGAGGACCCUCAGACGAUCUCUUCCUCCGCUCCGUCACCGAUGAUAUUCAUGUUCGUGGUGGACACGUGUAUGAUCGAGGAGGAGAUGGCUUUCCUCAAGUCGGCCCUGUCUCAGGCCAUCGAACUCCUCCAUGAGAACUCCCUGGUGGGUCUGAUCACAUUUGGUACUCUGGUCCACGUUCACGAGCUUGGCUUUGGUGAAAUCACCAAGACCUACGUUUUUAAGGGCUCCAAGGAUGUCUCCAAGGAGCAGCUUCUCGAGCAGAUGGGAUUCUUUCUUAAGAAACCCAAGCCCCCUACUGGUGUCAUUGCCGGCGCUAAGGAUGGUCUCUCUGCCGAUAGCAUUUCCCGCUUCCUCUUGCCUGCCUCCCAAUGCGAAUUUACGCUCAAUUCCGUGCUGGAGGAACUGCAGAAAGAUCCUUGGCCUGUUCCUCCCGAUCAGCGGGCUAGCAGGUGCACCAGCACUGCACUCAGUGUUGCUGCUUGUUUGUUAGGAGCUUGUGUUCCUGGUUCCGGUGCUAGAAUCUUGGCUUUCAUUGGUGGUCCAUCCACUGAAGGACUUGGUGCUAUUGUGUCAAAGAAUCUCUCUGAACCAAUUCGUUCUCACAAGGACCUCGAUAAGGACUCUGCUCCUUAUCAUCAUAAAGCUGUCAAGUUCUAUGAGGGACUUGCUAAGCAGCUUGUACAUCAAGGCCAUGUGCUCGAUCUUUUUGCUUGUGCACUUGACCAGGUGGGAGUUGCUGAGCUUAAAGUUGCCGUUGAAAAAACUGGUGGGCUUGUUGUGCUUGCAGAAAGCUUUGGCCAUUCAGUCUUUAAGGAUUCUCUUAGACGUAUUUUCCAGUCGGGUGACCAUGAUCUUGGACUAUCAUCAAAUGGUAUAUUUGAGGUAAACUGCUCAAAGGAUAUCAAAGUUCAAGGCAUUAUUGGUCCUUGUGCAUCACUUGAAAAGAAAGGUCCUUUGUGCUCAGACACAGUUGUAGGGCAGGGAAAUACAAGUGCAUGGAAGAUGUGUGGCCUGGACAAAGCUACAACUUUAUGUCUAAUAUUUGAAAUUGCAAAGAAGGACAGCCCAGAUGCUACUGCUCAACAACCCUCAAGCUAUCAAUUCUACUUCCAAUUUUUGACUUACUAUCAGCACAGUAGUGGUCAAAUGAGACUUCGUGUAACAACCCUCUCAAGAAGAUGGGUUGCUGGACCUGGAAGUGCUCAGGAUUUGAUUGCUGGAUUUGACCAAGAAGCAGCUGCUGUAGCUAUGGCACGCCUAGUGUCUUUCAAAAUGGAAAAUGAGGCUGAGUUUGAUCCCAUAAGAUGGCUAGACAAAGCUUUGAUACAUAUAUGUGCUCGAUUUGGAGACUAUCAGAAGGAUAGUCCAUCUUCUUUCAGCCUAUCUUCUCGGCUUUCAAUAUUUCCUCAAUUUAUGUUUCAUCUACGACGUUCUCAGUUUGUCCAGGUCUUCAACAACAGCCCAGACGAGACAGCAUACUUCAGAGUGAUAUUGAAUCGUGAAAAUGUUGCCAAUUCAGCUGUGAUGAUACAGCCUUCAUUGAUAUCUUAUUCGUUUCAUUCAGGACCAGAACCAGCACUUCUUGACGUGGCUGCCAUUGCAGCUGAUAGAAUUCUGCUUCUGGACUCUUAUUUCACUGUUGUCAUUUUUCAUGGGGCAACUAUUGCUCAAUGGCGGAAAGCUGGGUAUCAUAAUCAACCUGAACAUCAGGCAUUUGCCCAGCUACUGCAAGCUCCUCAUGAUGAUGCAGAUGAAAUAAUCAAGGAAAGGUUUCCAGUUCCUCGCUUAGUCAUUUGUGAUCAGCAUGGUUCACAGGCCCGUUUUCUUCUGGCAAAAUUGAACCCUUCUGCUACAUACAACUCUGAUUCUCUUCUUCCCGGUGGAGAUGUCUUGUUUACAGAUGAUGUGAGCUUUGAAGUUUUCUUGGAUCAUCUUCAAAGACUAGCAGUUCAGUGAGAUCAUCGUUACUAGCAAUUUUGUAAAAUUUAUCAUCUGAGAGUUCUGUACAGUUAUUUUAGAAUUUAUUAUAGGCUCGCUCGAUUUCUGAUUCAAGAUUCUUGCUACACCUUCGAUUUGCUAAAACAGCAAAUUCCUGUUCAGUUUGACGAAUAGACAAUGCAAAAUUAUGAUAAAUUUAUUUAGUUGAAGGUGAAAGUUCCGUUCUCAA